Molecule: messenger RNA, 7811 nt
Organism: Falco peregrinus (peregrine falcon)
Lineage: Eukaryota; Metazoa; Chordata; Aves; Falconiformes; Falconidae
Gene: SLC44A2
Product: solute carrier family 44 member 2
Exons: 22
Coding region: 82-2238 (718 amino acids)
Biological process (GO): transmembrane transport; choline transport
Cellular component (GO): membrane
Molecular function (GO): choline transmembrane transporter activity
Source: RefSeq, a predicted model, not a curated record
AGGCGCAGCGCCGGGGGGAGCCCGGGGGGGCCCGGGGGGGGCGGGAGGAGCCGCUGGAGCAUCCCGGAGCCGCCGCCCGCCAUGGAGGAGCCCGCCGCGGGCAGCAGGGACCCGGCCGGCGCUUACGGGACGCCGCAGAAGUACGACCCGACUUUCAAAGGUCCCAUCUACGACAGGGGCUGCACCGACAUCAUCUGCUGCGUCCUGCUGGUCAUCGCCAUCGUGGGCUAUGUGGUGGUGGGCGUCGUGGCCUGGACCCACGGGGACCCCCGGAAGGUGAUCUACCCGACCGACAGUCGCGGGCAGUUCUGCGGGCAGCAGGGAACCCCCAACGAGAAGAAACCUUUCCUCUUUUACUUCGACAUUGUGAAGUGUGCCAGCCCGCUGGUGCUGCUGGAAUUUCAGUGCCCGACCACGCAGAUCUGCGUCAGCAAAUGCCCGGACCGGUACCUGACGUACCUGAGUGCCUAUGGCUCCCGCGCGGCCGGCGAGCUGGAGUACUACCGGCACUUCUGUGUCCCUGAGUUUAAAAACCUGCAGAAGACUCCCGUGGAGGUACUGAAGGACAAGGAGUGCCCGGCCAUGAUUAUCCCCAGCACGCCACUGGCGCGGCGAUGCUUCCCGGCCAUCCGGGCCAAGAAGGGUGUCAUCAUGGUCGGCAACGAGACCACGUACGACGACGGCCAUGGGCACCGGAGGAACGUCACCGAGCUGCUGGAAGGGGCCAAAAAAGCAAACGUGGUCCUGGAAACCAGACAACUGGCCAUGAAGAUCUUCGAAGAUUACACCGUUUCCUGGUACUGGAUAAUCAUAGGCCUCGUCAUCGCCAUGGUGGCCAGCUUCAUCUUCAUCGUCCUGCUCCGCUUCCUGGCUGGGAUCAUGGUCUGGGUGAUGAUCGUGAUGGUCAUCCUGGUGCUGGGCUACGGAAUCUUCCACUGUUACAUGGAAUAUGCCAAAUUGAAAGGGGAAGCGGGUUCCGACAUCUCCCUGAAGGACCUGGGAUUUCAGACCGACCUACGCGUCUACCUCCACCUGCGGCAGACGUGGCUGGCGUUCAUGAUCAUCCUGUGCAUCGUGGAGGUGGUCAUCAUACUGCUGCUCGUCUUCCUCCGCAAGAGGAUCCUCAUCGCCAUCGCGCUCAUUAAGGAGGCCAGCAGGGCUGUCGGCCACAUCAUGAUGUCGCUGCUCUUCCCGCUGUGCACCUUCUUCCUGCUGUGCCUCUGCAUCGCCUACUGGGCCAGCACUGCCGUCUUCCUCUCCACCUCCAACGAGGCGAUCUACAAGGUGUUCAACGAGACCGCGUGCCAGUUUUCCGGCCAGACCUGCAAACCGGAGACCUUCAACGUGAGCAACGUCACCAAGCUGUGCCCUGACGCCCAGUGCCUCUUCGCAUUCUACGGGGGAGAGACAGCGUACCACAAGUACCUCAUCAUCCUGCAGUUCUUCAACGUCUUCAUGUUCUUCUGGCUCGCCAACUUCGUGAUCGCGCUGGGCCAGGUGACGCUGGCAGGGGCCUUCGCGUCGUACUACUGGGCCUUCAAGAAACCCGACGACAUGCCCGCCUUCCCCCUCUUCUCAGCCUUCGGCCGUGCGCUCCGGUACCACACCGGCUCGCUGGCCUUCGGCUCUCUGAUCCUCGCCAUCAUCCAAGUCAUCAGGGUCAUCCUGGAGUAUCUGGACCACAGGUUAAAAGCUGCAGAUAAUAAGUUCGCCAAGUUCCUCCUGAGCUGCCUGAAGUGCUGCUUCUGGUGCCUGGAAAAAUUCAUCAAAUUCCUCAACAGAAACGCAUACAUCAUGAUCGCCGUCUACGGCACCAACUUCUGCACCUCUGCCAGGAACGCGUUCUCCCUGCUGAUGAGGAACAUCAUUAGGGUGGCCGUUCUAGAUAAAGUCACGGAUUUCCUCUUCUUCCUUGGUAAACUCCUCAUCGUGGGAAGCGUCGGAAUCCUUGCCUUCUUCUUCUUCACCCAGCGGAUAAAGCUGGUCCAGGACACAGCGCCGCCGCUGAAUUACUACUGGGUCCCCAUUCUGACGGUGAUUGUGGGCUCCUACCUCAUUGCCCACGGGUUCUUCAGCGUGUACGGCAUGUGCGUGGACACCCUCUUCCUCUGCUUCUGUGAAGAUCUGGAGAGGAACGAUGGAUCCCCCGAGAGGCCUUACUACAUGUCCCCCGAGCUGAGUGAGAUCCUGCUGAAGGGCAACCUAGAGCCUUCCAAAAGCGCCGAUAGCCAAGGCUAGGGGCUGGCCCCGGGAGGAAGGCUGCGUGCCUGGAGGAGGGGCCGCGGGACACUCUCGGCCCCCCAACCCAAGCAGCGUUCUCCUAACCCCCCUGGGUGGCAACCAUGGUGCAGAUCCUUCCCCUGGAUGCCCUCUGCAGCCUGGAGGGCGGAGGGGGUGCCGGUUCCUCAGUGCCCCAUGCUGUAUCAAACCUACCUUCCUGCCCAACAAUGAAUAUUCCUGUAUGGAGAGAACGAACCCAGAGCGUCACCUAGAGUUAAUCUGGGCUCCCACGUGUCCGGCAGCGCCUGGACGCGCCCGGGUGCCAAUAUAGGGUUGCGUUUCAUGUUGAAGCGGAGAUUUUUGUUCCUAAUGGCCAGCUGUGGAAGGGAUGGGAGAGCCGCGGCGCCGGCGGCAGGCACCCGGCGUUGUUUGCGGUUUGUGGGACGGGUCGAGUGGGUUCCACAGCUUGAGAACUGGUCUCUCUGUGCUUUCCUCUUUGUUCUGCCCCCAGCAGAGAGCAACAAGCCUCGCUCCUCACCCACUCUUUCUAUGCAAAACAGGGUUGGCGCGCUUAAAAAAAAAACCAACAGAGUUCUUGGUGAGAAUGCAGAUCCGUUGCUUUUAAGUCUGUUGCAUCAGCAGGGUCCUCCUGGCAAAAUGGAGCUUGCCCUUCCCGCAGCCGAAAGCUCCUGUUCCCACGUGCCGUCGGUUUAGGGAAGCUGAAAAGAGCCGUCGCCGCUCACAAGUCGUUAGAACUUUGACUGGCAGCAUCCCUUGUUUUAAAACGGCGUCUCCGGCUGGUUGCGUGGAGGUUUAAUCACUGCGGGGAGGUGGUGGCUCGUCCUGGGAGCUGCCUGGUGGGCUCUGCUCUCCCACCACCCCGCCAGGGUGGUUGAGUUGAUGGUUUGGCUUCUGUCCGGUGGUGGCUUCCAGGGGGGGGAGGAGCUGCAGGGCUGUAACGACUUUCCACGCUUGCCAAGCGUCUGCAGCCCUGCAGGCUGGGGUGGCUGUGGGAAGGCGGAGGGAGCCCGCGUGGAGGGCGAGUCCCUGCACCGGUGACUUCUAAUUGCCGCGGGUUCGUUAAGGCGAUGUCCGGAGGAGCGGUGUGAGCGUCCCCGACGGGGCUACAGGGAAACGGUGCAUUGAGCUGGCAGGUGUUACACUGGGGAUGUGUCGCGGCAUCUCUGCGGCUCGAGAAAUCAGAGCAAAAAAACCCCAGGUUGAUGGGGAGGCAGCUGGUGGGGGCUGCAGCCCCUAAAGGAACAGCAGCCAAGCCCUGGCUGGAGCCUGGCCUCAUUUUCUCCUCUUGAUAGUCCAGAAAUGGUCACAUUUUUUUUUAAAAAAAGCCAUUCUGGCCACGUGCUGCCCGGGUAGCCGGAUCUCCUGUUAGAAAUCCUCACACGGCCAGAGUGCCCCGUCUCACGAGUCCUGCCCUCUUAGGACAAAGCCGUAGUGUUAACACUCGUGUUUUCAUCGCGGAGAAGUACUGAAAUCCCUCUCAAAAUAUCCCAGGGCGCUUUCACUCGACGCUGAGGCUGCUGCUUUGUGGGUUUGUUUGGUUUGGGGUUGGACAGUUGUUUGGUUUUCGUUGUUGUUUUUUUUUUUCUUUUUUGGUGGCUGUGAUUUUCCUACCGCUUCUUGUUGGCGCAGCUGCUUGGCUUUGAGCAGCGAGAGGCCGCGCGGCGUGUUCGGCGCUGGGAAUACACCUCGUGAUUAUGUAUGCGUGGCGUGUUGACGAGGGCGUCGGGCACCCGGCAAGCAGCGCCAAGUGAAUACCGAGCGAAAUUGCUUUGUGCUCGCGUCAUGAGCCGUUUUCGGCUGCACAAAGAGCAAGGAGAGCCACCGCUGCCCAGCUCCGGAGAGGGAGGGACGCGUGCUUCCAGCUGGCAGAGAUCUCUUUCCCUACAGCACUGUUAGACUUUCCCGCUGCCACCCGGAUAAAAAAGAAAACCAAACAACACAAAGCACCCAAACCUCUGCUUUCUUCUAAAUAACAGCGUCCCGUUUCCAGAGGGUGGUGCUCCCCAGGAAGCGGGAGAGGUGCGGCCGCGGUGGCAUUUAGCUGUGACAUGGGGAGAAAAUCCCGCCCGCGAUGAGCCAACAGACCUUUAUUGUUAUCAAAGAUAAUUGUGAGACGAGCAGGACGGCUGCUCCUCUAGCAUCUCUCUGCCUUGAGGCUCCUCACAGCACCUGCUGUGACUCCUGCCACACCAACCUGUGUGUCUGUCCCCCCGCCACUGCUGUGCGGGGCGGCGGGGGGUUUCUCUUUGCAGUGGAAGACCUGGAGCGUAACGAUGGGUCGGCCGAAAAGCCUUAUUUUAUGUCGCCCAACCUGAAAAAGCUCCUGAAGAAGACGAACAAAGGUCAGCCGGACGCAUAGAGCCUGCCCUCGUCCCUUCUGCGUCUCCUCUUCGUGUUCCCGCUCCGGGAGCGGAGCCGCAGGAUCGCGCUGGGCACUCAGCGUUUGUCCCACAUGGAAAUCUCGUUACUGAACCUUGAACCGCCGUCUCCUCGACCCCUGCCGCGGGAGGGGGCUUCGCUGGAGAGGGGAGCGAGUGCUUGUUAGUGAUUCCACCCGAAAUCGUCGGGGCUGCUAAAAGAAGACGGCUCUCAUGUGGCCGCCUCCGCAGAAUACGUCACCGCUAAUGUCCCAUCGGUCCCCAGCCAGCUCAGGUACCGAGCUGGGGAGUUCCCGGCCGCAUCCUGCCAGCACAGGUGCUGAUAAAAGCAGCACUGACACGGGGCAAAGCUCCGUCUUCCGGCGUGUCGAUCGACACCAAACCACAUUUAAUUGGGUUUAGUAAUUUUCUUUUUAUACUGCUAAAAAAAAAGAGAUGGUGCUACCUUCAGGUCGGCUGUGUUCGGCGGUCCCUUGGCACUCGGGAAAAUCCGGGUGCUGUGGCGACGUGCCAGUGAGCCGAGGGGUCUGAGCAGCUCCUCAACUGUUUUUAUUUGCAGCCCCCCCCCCCCCCCCCCCCCCAGUAUUUACUUGCGGCUGUUGAUUCCUACCCAGAGAGCUGAAACAUGCUGAAAUCACCUCGCUUCUCUUGCCACCCUUUGGAGACACCUGCUUUGGGGCUGGGCUUGUUUUAGACAAUUAAUUCUUUUAGGAACAUGCCAAUUAGUGUUGUUAUAGCCACCUGCGGAGGGUUAACGAGCAGGACUUGGGUGUUAACGCAACCCCGGAACGGAGGGAUGCUCUGUGCAGUUACACCAUAUUUCUAGGACUGACAGCUUCUACUGAUUCCUCCCCCAAAAUCCUGCAGUAUAUAUUUAAAAAAAAAAUAAUUAUAUAUAUAUAAUAACUUACAGCAAAGCCUAACGGUCGAACAAAAUGCUUUGCCUGUGUAAUAGAUUUAGGAAGACCCCACCUGCGGGCACGGCGAGGGAGUAAUGUGUAUAUAUAUAUAUUGGUUUGGGGUUUUUUAGGAUAAUAUUUGGUAGUUUUAAGCAAACCAAAUGACAAACAACAGGUUGCCUUACGUCCUUCAGAUGCCAUGGCGCAGCCCGGCCCGCUGUCUCCAAGGGGAAGGUCCAGACCUUCAGCAGCUGUGGUCGGAAGAAACAGAGGAGGCUUGCGAAAAGUAGAUUAAAGGGGGUUAAAUAUCCCUAAAACACAAAUAACUAAACUUAACCCCCAAAUUUAACAACAUUAAAACGCCUCCUCUGACACGCGCAGCUGCUCAAGCGUCCCUUGAGCGACAGGGGGCUUGCCUGGGUAUAGUCCCCGCCACAAGUCAUACUUUUUUGUGGUUUAAUUUGUGUAAAAAUAAACGCACCGAGGCUUUGGCGGGCACUUUACCAGCUCCCAGAGCACAGGGGGUGGUGGGGGCAGCGAGAGCAGGAGGCUUGUGGGGUCACAUGUGCCUCCCCACCUUAAAAAACGCACACCCUCCUUAUCACAAGCGUCUGCUUAGCCGCAUUUAAUUUGCGCUGAAGGAUAUAUUUUGCUUCUUUUAUACGUAUUUCUCGGUAACCUUUAGAUCCCUGUAGUAUUUUUGUAAGAUACGAGGAAUGUUUUCUAUCCCAGUUACUAAAUGGUUUGGGGGUUUUGUACGUUUUGCUUUUUACUGGUUGUUUCAGUUCUGUAGCAGUUAUUUCGAUCUCUUCCAGUACUGUUUUUAUGACAGAUUUUGAAAUAUCUACCUGGCAGCAGGCUGAGACGCUAACUGCCGCGGCUCAGGGCAGUGCAGCACCGCUGACCUCUCCCUGAGCCGACAGCAAGGCAUAGCUCCGCGCUUGCUGGAAUCGAAAACGCCAUCCUUCCUCCAAAGCGCCUUUUUCCUCGCAUCUCGACGUAGCCGAGCCGAUGCUGGAGGGUAGAGCUAAAAAGAAAAGGCGAAGGUAAACAUAGAGCUAAAAAGGUGAAGGUAAAAGUAAUGCUGCAAAGGUGAAGGUCAAGCUAAAAACCAGGAAAGGUCAAGCUAAAAAACCAGGAAAGGUCAAGCUAAAAAAACAGGAAAGGUCAAGCUAAAAUGGAAAGGUAAAACUAAAAGGGUCAAGCUAAAAAGCAGAGAAUCCUCUGGGUUUGGGGUAGUGUAAGCAGGAGUGAUGACGGGAAUAUAUUCAGUUUAUACCCACACCGGCACCUGUGAGAAAAUAUUUUCCGCAGCCUGAUGCUGGUCCUGAAUGAUUUGAAUUAUUUUUUUCCUCCCCCCACCCCAACCCAGUGUAGCUUCUGAGGCGGUUUGUUUUAUUUCCUGCUUGCAGUUCUGGUGUGGAGGGUAAGUUUGCUCCGGCUCCUUGACUUUAGCUUUUCUCUUUUUUUUGGUAUCAAGAGGCUUUGGUUGUCCAAGAUAGCAGAAAGCCAUCAGUAGCUUGAUUUAUUUUGCAUAAACAGCCGAUAUACAGCUGAGAUUUUUAGGUCUGGAAAUAGAAAAUGUUGGAAUGGGGAACAGAUGUAGCAAAAGGCGCGUUCUUUGGGCCGCAAGGGCACCGCUGUGUUCUGUAAACUUGGUGUUUGAGGGGAAUUGGGGAUUCCUGCUUCCAAUAAGCCGAAGCAGCAGCCGGCUUUCCAGGCGUGGUGCUGGCCGAGAGCCUCAGGAAGCAGAGAGGCAAAUCUGCCAGGAAAUAAGGAUGGGGUUUUCUGGGGAAAAAAUCGGAGCUGCUCCAGCAAGGGCAGUUCUCUGGUGGGAUUUCGGUGUUGGAAAAGCUUCGCUCCAUGACUCAGAUUAUUCCUUUCUGUGAGCAUGGAGUGAUCUGUGCACUUGAGAGCACGCCUCCCGUGUGAAGCUGCGCAUUGAGGCAUUAAUUUGGCUUCAGGAAUAACCGCGCUCUUCUCUGUGUCGAGAUGUGACUUUUGUCCCUGUAAACUGUGUGUGCUCCGAAUCCUUCCCUCGGUCAGGCCAGGGCAAGGAAAAAAAACUAAAAAAAAAAAAAGCUAAAACCCACAGGGCUGAUGUUCUGAAAAAAGAAAAUCCAUGUUUUAAAAUGUAUUUCUGAGGCAUUAACUACUCCUACCCUGCACUGGGGCUCCCACGCAAGGACGUAGCUCCAGUGGGAGCAUCCGCGCGCGUUCCUGAUGUCGUGUGUGACGGUUCCCUCGAUGUCAGCGUUGCAACCCUCAAAUAAAAGUGCCUGUUCGGACCUUG